AUGGACCCAUCCGAAGAGUCAAACUUCCUCCUCUUCAGAGACUGUCUCUCAACCCCCCUCAUCGAGCUCUCAUCCAACACCCCCGCCAACCCGAGCAAGAAGACGCGACGAGCGCGCGGUGGCCGCAAGAACGCGAUCAAACCCGUGGUCCCGAUCGAAGACGAGAGCAAGACGAGCGAUGCCGAGGAGCUAGGCGAGUUCAUAGACUACCUCGCCACCGAGAUCUUCUCCAGCCUCCCCCCGGAGGUACGGAGUCUCAGCCACUCCACCUGGCUCAACGGUACACCCUCCCACCAAGCCCUCUACACAACGCCCCUGUCUCCGUCCGUCGCCGGCGGGAUCCUCGACACCCUGCCCCCGAGCAUAGGCGACUCCCUGACGAGCUACGCCCUGCUGCCCGAUCUGAAAACACCGGCCGAGUUCCUCGCCCCGGUCCUGAACGGCUAUGUUGAGACGCUGUUGAGGCCGCCGCCGCCGCCGCGCCAGACGCUGCGUGAUGUGGACGAGUGCGAGAUUUGCGCGAGGGGAUGGAUCCCGCUGACCUUCCACCAUUUGAUACCCAGAGGAGUGCACGCCAAGGCGUUGAAGAGGGGAUGGCAUGCGGAGGAUCAGUUGGAGAACGUGGCGUGGUUAUGUAGGGCCUGCCAUAGUUUUGUCCAUCGGGUUGCUACGCUUGAAGAGUUGGCGAGGGAGUUCUUUACCGUUGAGAGACUGGUGGAGAGGGAAGACGUAAGGAGGUUUGCGGAGUGGGUAGGGAAGGUUAGGUGGAAGGCUCGCUAA
Drepanopeziza brunnea f. sp. 'multigermtubi' MB_m1 is the source of this 780-nucleotide messenger RNA. The record is from RefSeq and is a predicted model, not a curated record. NCBI's taxonomy places the organism in Eukaryota, Fungi, Ascomycota, Leotiomycetes, Helotiales, Drepanopezizaceae.